AGAGUCAAAACACUGGAAACGCGCUCACGCGCAUCAUCGGAUGGUAUUACAGGUCGUCUUAUAUCACUUGUAAAUAUUCUACAGGUCUCACAGUUCAGGUAACACGCCGGCAUGAAAAAGCACGUGAAAUUCCUUGAAAACAACAGCGAUAAAAGCCGUCUGCACCACAAAAAGUCAUUUUUGCCUUUAAGGUCAUCUGGUCUCAACCAUGUGCAAACUGGAAAAACAAACUCAGUAUUUGGAUAUAAAAUACAGAGACCUGCAACUGUACAAGUGCCAGAACAAAAUCGGGACAUUAAAACUAUUCAUAUCCCUAAGACCAUGACUGCUGCUCCAUUUUUACAGCAUCCAGGCUUGACACCCGGACAGAAGCGUUUCCUGUACAGUAUCGCAGAGGCCUACAGCAAAGAGCACAUGCGGCAGCUAAUACGUCAACAUUAUAUGAAUGUAUUACACAGGUGUAUCAGGACAGUGCCGGAUGAGAAUCGUGUGAAUGUAAAUGUGAAACUGCAGAUGUCAACGUACACCCCAGAAGCAGAACACAUGACAAACUCCAAAAGUACACCUACGAGCAAGACGAAAGGAAGUGGAAAGAGAUCUUCAACUUCAGUUAAGAAAACAACUUUACCUAAAAUCAUCAAUCAUCAAAGAGUGUCUUCUGGAUUUGCAAAAUCGAACAUGGUACAGUCAAGGAAAAGGACUACCAUUGCAAAACAUGCUUCUUCACGGGGAUCACGCCCAUGGGAAGCUGACUUUGAAUGGGAGGCACCUGAAACAGAUUCUUACCUUGCUGGACACAUGAGUGGCUUGUCUUUCAACGAAUCGGAAGAUGAUGACGAGGACUUUCUAUUUCUUACCUAACGCAUCAAUCUAUGUUUUUGUCAUUUAAGAAAAAUAUCUAACAAAAAUCUUAAAACAUAUAAUGGACAAUCCUGUUGUUCCAGACAUUUCAGAAUAGUUAUUUUAAAGUGUUCUGUGUUUUCUUUAACCCUUAAAGGGUUAGUUCACCCAAAAAUGAAAAUUCUGUCAUUUAUUACUUACC
Molecule: messenger RNA, 1042 nt
Organism: Megalobrama amblycephala (Wuchang bream)
Lineage: Eukaryota; Metazoa; Chordata; Actinopteri; Cypriniformes; Xenocyprididae
Exons: 7
Coding region: 112-861 (249 amino acids)
Source: RefSeq, a predicted model, not a curated record